AUGAUGUCGGGGAGGGGGGCUAAAAAACGCGGGAGACCCCCAAAAUCCGGCAAUUUUGAAAAGAACAGGAAAUUUCAAUAUCAUUUAUUAAAGAAACCCAAAUAUUUGCAAGCUCAAAAUAUUGGAACUGGAUCAUUGACGAGUACUCCAUCUGCAUCAAGAGCGUCAUCGCCUCAAGGUAGUGAUACUAGCAAACGUAGUACUCGAAAACAAAGAGGUGGGAAAUCACACAAAAGUAGAAGAGGUGGUCUAUCUAAUGCUUAUUCGAGAAGAGGAUAUAAUCCUCAUGCAGCAGAUUAUCAUGAAUCGGAAUAUCACUAUGGAUCUGAUUUUGGAGAUGAGUUUAGCGAUCGAUCAGAGCCUGAAGAGGAGCGAGUUAGCGAGAGUUCAGAUGCUUCCGCGAGUGAUGGUGCUGCUGGAAGUGAUAGUGACUUCUCCGUUUGCUCUAUUAACUCUGCAGCGGGAACUCCACGAAAAUCAGUUUCAAAUUUUAAUAGAGUUCCUAGUCCUGAUCCUCUAUGGCUUCAGCAAGAACGUCAAAUACCCAAUUUAGUACUUCCAGCCUCAUCUGAUGACUUAAUAAUUCCUCAUAGUUUAGUUUUGCAAGUGGUUGGUGUUUAUGAGGUCUUACGCCACUUUAGACAUCUUGUACGGUUAUCACCUUUUAGAUUAGAAGACUUGUGUGCUGCAGUUAGCUGUAAUGAGCAAAGUACACUACUAACAGAAGUACAUAUAAUGCUAUUGAAAGCACUUUUACGGGAGGAAGAUGCCCAACAAACUCAUUAUGGUCCUUUAGACCAUAAAGAUAGUGUAAAUAUAACACUGUUUCUAUUAGAUGUCAUGACAUGGCCAGAAGUUUUGAGAGCUUAUGUGGAUAGUGACAAAUCAUUUGAUAAAAAUAUAUCAAGAAUUUUGAAUUCUUGUGAAUAUCCUUUCACAACUGUUGAGGAUCGUCUUGCUGUUCUGCAGUUUUUGUGUAAUCAAUUUCUUAUCACUAAUCCAGUUCGUGAUGAUUUGAUCAAUGAAGCACCUAUACAAUAUGAUGACCAUUGUAGAGUAUGUCACCGCCUAGGUGAUUUAUUGUGUUGUGAAACAUGCCCAGCAGUAUAUCAUCUUGAGUGUGUUGAUCCUCCACUUGAAGAUGUGCCUUCUGAAGACUGGCAAUGUUCAUUAUGUAAACAACAUAAAACUGUUGGUGUUACUGAUUGUGUAUCUGAUGCUGAAAAACAAGGAUUACUUUGUCGUCAUGAACACCUAGGUUUUGAUAGGCAUGGUAGAAAAUAUUGGUUUAUCUCAAGACGGAUUUUUAUUGAGGCUGAAAAUAGUGAUGUCUGGUAUUACACAACAGCAGACCAGUUUCAAGAAUUACUAAAUAUCUUAGAUUCUAAGGAAAUGGAAGCUCCCCUUGUUCACGAAUUACUUGAAAUGAAGUCUGAGAUUCUUCGUCAAAUGGAUAUUACAGAAAAACUAACCAAUCAAGCUAAAGGAAACAGAAAGUCAUAUUUAGAAGUACAGAAUGCUACUAUUCUUAAAAAGAAAAUAUCAAAAGAAACACAUAAACAGCAAGGAUUCAGUAUUAACGAUGAUGACAAAGGGUCAGAUUCACUUGUAAGUGAUGGAGAUAUUGUACAUGAAGUAACUGUGUCUAGUGAGGACAAUGAAAAACAUGAAGAAAAUGAAACAUAUAAUCCUGAUGAAAAAAGCACUAAUAAAAAUAAGUUAAUAAAGAAAAAUGAAGAAGUAUCUGAACGUCUUACAAGACAAAGAUCAAAUCAAAUAUCAAAUGGAACAUACUUAUUUAAGCUUGGAAAUGAAAAUGUAUUUAAGACUUAUGUCAAUCAAUAUACAUGUAAUCCAUUAGCCCUAAAUAAGCCCCAGAGAAAUGAAGAGCGUGAUAAGAAGAGAUAUAUUUCACACAAAUUUUCACUGUCAUCAGGACAGGAUUUCAAAUGGAUUGGUUUAUUGAAUGCGACAAAGCCAUUGCUAGUAGCAACAUUGCGUCAAACACUUCUACACUUGGAGUCUAAUAUAGUUAUACAAUUCAUGCAUCCCAAUUGGAGCCUCCUUAGGAAGCCCUGGGUGCAAGCUGUACAGCUCUGUCAAGCGCCUAGAGACUUUGCAAGAGCACUUUGCGUGUUACAGGCAUGCAUUAGAAGUGUGGUGUGGGUACCAGCAUGGCACGAACAGCUGGGACAUGUACGGCUAAUGCGGACUACUGCGUUGGAGCGUGAAGAACGUAAGAAAAUCGACAAGAGAGAGAAAAAAGAAAGGGACGAAGAAGAAGAACGCUACCGCACUGCAUACAACUUUGUUAAAUACUCCUUAGGUCUUCACAAUCAGGUGUGGAAACAAAAAGGUGAAGAAUAUAGAAUUCAUGGCCAGUGGGGUUGGCUCUGGAAUUCAUCUACUAGAAAGUUUAAAAAGCGUUACAAGUGUAUAAAAUUGGGCUUGAGCAAUGGGCCUGCAAAAAUUGCGGUUAGGGUAAGGGAAGGAAGCAUCAUUAAAGUGUUGGCAGUGGAACCUAAGACAUAUGAUUACCUUACAUCUGAUGGAUCUACUGAUGAAGAUGUUUUGGCAAAAUUACCCCCAUCAAUGAGAAACAUGACAUUGGAGAAGGAUGUUGAGGAUUUUGAGGAAAUUAAUGUAGAGAAAGCUCUAAGUUCCACAGUAAGACAGUACUACCCUAAAAUUGCAAGGAAAUCCAAAUUAGAUGAUCUUUUGGCUCGGCGUACAUAUCUCAAGUUCAUGGAGGAAAAAAAAAUUGGAAACCUAUUAGAGAAAGUUAAAAAAGAAGAAGAAGUAAGAAAUGAAGAAGACAAGAGUAUUGAUAUUGAAACUGAAGAUUCAGAAACCGAAGUGACAAAUAUGUGUAAUACAACUGAUGAUGAUAACCAAGAAAAUAAUUCUAUAAGUAGCGAAAUAGCUACUCUGCGAGAGCAAUAUUUAGUAUUAAGUGGAAUUACCAAGCAGUACAAUUGUUAUUCCUUAGAUUGUAGGAAUGCUGAAACGGUCUUAAACCACACCGGAUUAAAAGUAAACUGUUAUUCACCUUUGUGUAUUGAGAAAGCUAAUUUAUUAAAUAAACUCCUGUCAUUGUUAAAAAGCAGUUCUGCCAACAACAAAGGUUUUGGUUUAAACUCACAGGAAAAUAAUAAAAUGUCAAUAUUAGAGCAAUAUCUUCUCGGCAAAAGAUCUAAUUCAAAUGAAAAUAUUUUGACUGAUUUAUUGUCUGCGGUUGCAUGUGCCCAAGAUUGUGACAAUAGAAAUACAGAUUGCUUCAUCAAGCGAAAGUCCAGUAGUGACUCUGAACCCAGCCUGAAAAUGGAAAGAAGUGACUCCAAUAUUCCUUAUGCUGAUAGUAUUCUUAAAAGUGAAAAUACUUUAGAUGAGUGUGCAGUUCCAGCUGUUGGCAAUGAAAUGGAUAUAGAUAUAGGCAAUAAUAACAUUGAUGAGAAUGAUGUGGAAAUUGGACCUUUGAAGGAGCUUACUGAAAGUGAUUGUCAGAAUGCAGAAAGCGGCGACGAUAAGUCUCGUCCUCCAAUUCCCAAGUUAAAAAUAACUAGAGGUAAGUCAGCGAAGUUAAAUAAAGAAACAAAAAAUUAUGAAUGUUCCGUAAAGAGUGAAAAAACAGAAGACGUACCCAAGUAUCGAGCUGCAAUAAAUAGACGAUUCGGAGCAAAAAGUAUUAAGAGGGAGGAAAAAGCAAUCAAAGAAGAGAAGACUGAAUGUGGAAUCGUUAGAAUUUAUUCUACAGAAAAACCAUGUGGAAAACUUUACCUGAAAAGAGUCCAAACUUCCGCAACUGAAAAGAAAAAGAAGAGGACACCAGUGAAGUAUCCACCUUGCUCAUCAUUUCACACGAAAAGUAAAACGAAAACAAUAAUGGUCUUGCCGAACCAUGAACUAAGGAAAUUGAGUCGACAAGGAGGUCACUCGACGGUGCACGGAUUUAGCCAUAGCGCUAAACCGAAUCAGCUGGUUUGGCCGUAUCCUUGUGCUAGGCCUCUUUUCAAAACCUGUUGGUUGUACAGAACGGUGAACCUCCAGUGGUUGGCCAGUGCGGCCCUGCAACUUAGAGUGAUGUGGGCAUGCCUGCGCUGGGACGACAUGGCAGCCAAAGCUGCCACGGCUGACGGGAAGCACCAACUCACCACGGACACCGAAAUCGUUUCCUUGGAGCUUUUGAAACAUCGUCACGUCGGCCAAUUUUCGGAAAGGACACAAUAUCUAAGACGUCGGGUUGUCAUUCCUCUUGAGCUUCCCAAAACCGUGCGUGAGGUGACGUCCAUUCGCAGCGGUUUAAGGAAACGGAAACGUGCGGAAUCCCCACAAAAUACGGAACCACAGGUAACGGAAGAAUGGGUAGACGAGGAAAAGUUGGAACUAUGGGAGGUGCGUCAAUACGGCGAGCGUUCGGAGCGGAUGACGCCAGUGACGCGCACCACCACGGGCAAGUUGCCCCUCAGGGGCCGAGCGCCCACACCUCCCCCCCGCGCACGCGGCUGA
Molecule: messenger RNA, 4506 nt
Organism: Pieris macdunnoughi
Lineage: Eukaryota; Metazoa; Arthropoda; Insecta; Lepidoptera; Pieridae
Source: the annotation of a GenBank genome assembly